GACAAUUCUCAGAAAUGUGACGUGAAUAAUAAAAGAGACAAUCUUCCAUAUCAAGUGUUUAAGAUGGUUUAAGGAACGUGUGUAACAAAAUAAAAGAUGUUUGAUUACAAGUUGCAAGUGAUAUUUUGUCUUUAAAGUGGAAGAACUUGUGGAGAAAAUUGUAUAUGUUUAUACGAAUCUUACAUCGUGAUAUUUUCGUCUCUCCAGUUUUAAAGGCAAAAACUACGGAUGAUAGACUUCUUAUAAUAUCUACUUGAUCAUAUCACUUCACAAUUACCUGCAAUGGAUCCUAAUGGAAGUUCUGAGAAGUGUUCAUGUGAGGAUACUGAAUCUCCUCAAUCCAGCAACGAAAAGAACGACUCGGAAAUCGUAGCAACCCCAGCAACCUCACCUUCCCCAAGAAGAUCUAAAUUAAGUCUUUCAGCUCUAGGUUUGAAUAUUCGUAAGGGGCGCUCCCUAAACUUUACUCUGAAACGGUCUAAAAAACAACCGUCUUCGAACUUUCCACUUUCAUUUUCCACAUUCAAAAAAUCAUCGAAAUGGGUUACAAAGCUUAAUUGUUCGAAGAAAACUCCAAAAGAACCUGAAAGCCAGUCUUGCUGUCAAUGCACCUGCUACCGCAAAACAGAAGACCAUCCAUUGGGGGCGGGUGUUGUGUUUUCAAACCAAGAAGAAGCCAGCAGCAGCAGUAGUAGUAGUAGUAAUAGUAGCAGUACUAGUAGUAAUAGCGGUAGUGGUGGUACCAUCCCAAGUGAAACUGGGGAGUGCAGUAAAAAUGUAUUACCGGAAAACAGUAAUGCAACUAGAGAAGAAGAAACACCUUAUGGAAGUUGUGCUUCCAGUGUAGUACCAAAUAAUCACAAUCCUGCUUCUCAGCAGAGAUCUGGUAAUGAAGAAGGAUCAGGACUUGUACUUCAUAGGGAUCUGUACAGUGGAUCAACUGGAAAUAUAAUUGUACCUCCACCGUUUAUUGAUAUGCACUGGUUGCACACAUUUCACGACUGUGAUGAAACUGCUCGGCUGCAAAGGGCGCGAGAAAUCGAGCAGGGUGUGGAAAUACCCGUCUCAUCGAGACAACCGCCACGUCGAGUACAACUUGUGUGCUCAGAUGUAGAGGGUGACAACGGGCAGACGCCAAGGCGUUUGCAACUAGUAUGUCCCCCUGAUCUGACUGUUGACUCCCUUCGUGCUCUCUUUCACACGCACAUUAUGCUACGCACCUGUCCCAUAGACACAAUCACUGGGUGCCACACACAAGUGGACUUUAUACAUUGUCUUGUGCCUGACCUGUUAGAUGUUACAAACUGUAGCUUUUAUUGGGGGAAAAUGGACAGAUACGAAGCAGAGCGUCUUCUGGACGGUAAACCCGAGGGAACUUUUCUUCUCCGAGAUUCAGCUCAAGAGGAGUUUCUUUUCAGCGUUUCAUUUCGGAAGUAUGGAAGAUCGUUGCAUGCGCGAAUCGAGCAGUGGAAUCACAAGUUCAGUUUCGAUUCUCACGAUCCAGGAGUCUAUACUUCGGAAACUGUUUGCGACUUAAUCAAACAUUACAAGGACCCCAGCACGUGCAUGUUCUUCGAGCCGAUGCUAACGUGGCCCUUGCAUCGAAAUUUUGUCUUCCCCUUGCAGCAUCUGUGCCGUGCUACCAUCGUCAAUCGCAUUACGUAUGAUGACGUCAACCAACUACAGUUGCCCAAAUGUCUUAAAGCGUAUCUAAAGGAGUACCAUUAUAGGCAGAAGGUGCGCGUGGAACGAUUCGAUGAUGAUGUACAAUGGCUCGAUUUGCGGAACUUGCAGGUCUAAGUAAAUAUUUUAAAUGAUAAUUAUUAUACAUUCAUGAAUAAUAUCAAUCGAAUGAUCGUUUAUUGGUUUUACUUUUUGUUUUUGUUUCUAUUGUUAAUUAAUAUUUAGCCUGGCAAAUUUCGUUUUAUAAAGUAUGCCAUGGUUACAAACAACAAGUGAAUAUUAUUAAAAACAACUGCAACAACUUCUGUACUUUUACCAAUAAAGAAUCAUCUUCAAGGCAUUGCUCCAUUUGUAAAUUUUGAAGCAUUGUUGUCGGCUGAAAGGUAUUAACGUCACUAAAAAUUACAAUAGUUUUUGUGAUGCACAAUUUCUAUUUUUUUUUUAAUGAAGUAUAGUAUAUGAGAAGAUUUUCAUGGCCGAUGUUACCUCAAGGGGGCUCAGUAUUUGGUCUUAUGGCCGGGAGUGUAGAAUCAUUUGCUGAGUUGUGCUGAGGCUAAGAGAUUAUGAGACACUAAGUCUUAUCACAACUGUAGUCGACUCAUCGAAGGAGGAAAACCAACCAAUGUUGAAUCAUAAAUAUCGAGUCCUCUUCAAACAUUAAAUCAGUCCGAUUAUAAUUGUGUACUUAAUGUUUUUUUAAUUGCUGCUUAUUACAUGAUGUGAAUUUAUGCAAAUGGGCAGCUUUUAUUAGCCAGUAUUAAUUCUGUUGAUACCUGCAAUAUUUGCAAUAGUAGAUUAUUGGAAACGUAUAAUGUUUCCUUUUUUUUACAAUUGAUUAUCUACAUUUUAAUACAAUUAUAACGGAAUUUACUUUGUGUAUUUUUUUAUUUCAACUUAAACGAAUUAGUACAUGUUAAGGUGUAAUUUGUUUUAUUUAAACAUCUUUAAGUUAAUGUGUUUUUUGCCUAUUGUAGUGUUAAUGCAUUUUUUGCAGUAAAAAAGUUGUUGAAAUGGAUUGACU
This is a messenger RNA of Agrilus planipennis (emerald ash borer), 2704 nucleotides long. RefSeq lists its product as uncharacterized. Gene Ontology annotation, cellular component: phosphatidylinositol 3-kinase complex. Gene Ontology annotation, biological process: phosphatidylinositol phosphate biosynthetic process; intracellular signal transduction. Gene Ontology annotation, molecular function: 1-phosphatidylinositol-3-kinase regulator activity. The transcript is spliced from 4 exons. Lineage: Eukaryota; Metazoa; Arthropoda; Insecta; Coleoptera; Buprestidae. The record is from RefSeq and is a predicted model, not a curated record. Bases 283 to 1800 code for a protein of 505 amino acids.